Molecule: messenger RNA, 1098 nt
Organism: Thyridium curvatum
Lineage: Eukaryota; Fungi; Ascomycota; Sordariomycetes; Thyridiales; Thyridiaceae
Exons: 2
Coding region: 1-1098 (365 amino acids)
Biological process (GO): regulation of transcription by RNA polymerase II
Cellular component (GO): mediator complex
Molecular function (GO): transcription coregulator activity
Source: RefSeq, a predicted model, not a curated record
AUGUCCUUCCACCCCCAGACACCACAGAGUCCCUCGCAAUUGUCUCCCAGUACCAUGGAGCCUCUCUCAAGCAUGAACAGCUCAAUGACCUCAAUCACCACAGCCUUGCCGACGCCCGCACACAGCGUCAACGGUAGCUCCCUCCCUGCCGAGACCCCUCACGACGUCACCAUGGGCGACGACUCGCCUCAAAAACGCAAGCGCGCGCUUGACGAUCUCGGAGAUCGAGAGCAGAAGAAAGUCCACAUCGAGGAUCGCAGACUUGGUAUCAAAGACCUCCACCAGGAUGUCGGUGAGAAAUACCUGCUUUGCCAAACUCCGCUCACGCCGACCUUUCCCAACGUCUCUGACGACCUCUACGAGGUCUUCAACCUGACGGGUAUUGCCGCUGAAGUAGCCCGCACGCUUCCCAACGGCGAGAAGAACGCCAUCCGGAAGACGUAUAAGGGGCAUAUCAAGAAGCUCGGUGUCAACGGCCACUUCGAUUCCGUCAGGAGAGAGCUGAACGACGAGAAUGGCUUCAUGGCUCUGAUUCACUGGCCCGAGCAAGAAUGGAACAUGCGCCACGUCAAGGGCAGAGAGAUCGAGCUAGGCCUGUCGGCGGAGACACAGGCCAGCCUGCGGAAGGCCAUGACGAUGGCCAAGGGUCCGAUCAGGAAGGACGUCUGGGACAGUUCAGUGCUGGGCGACCUGUCGUCGGAAAAGCUCGCCGCCGCAAGCAAGCAGUCGUCUUCUGCGAGACCAACGGCGCCCAACACUCCUGCUCACUUCUCCGGCGCUGGAGUACCGCGGCCCAAAGGUCAACUGCCCUUGGGCCAGGAUGGCAGACCUCGUCGGAGUAUCAAGAAGCGGAGCUAUGGAGACAGCAGUUUCGAGGGAUACGGAGAGGGCUUCCCUGACGAUGACGGAGGUGCAAACAGUGGCUACUCUACUGGCGAAGGCGAGGGCGCCGGCCAGAAGAGGAGGAAGAAGGUGCUUACUGGCCUGUCUGAUGUUGCUCGAGUCUUUACUGACACGCCGCAGAACACUGGACCUGCCCAGUUCUCUACUCCGCCAGUACGGCAGCAGAGCUAUGGCCCAGGGAUGGUCGGGGCUUAG